GUAUAUAUUAUAGUUUAUAAGAAUGAUGUAAAAUUGCGUAGUACCACGACGGUAUGACUAACGUGUAAUACAAUAUAAAUGCUUAUAUAAAUUAUAUACAUAUAUAUAUGGAUAAGAAAAGUGGAGAAAAAGAAAAUUAAAAACUUUCACUAUCAAGUAAAUUUGUUUUUUUUUUUUUUUGAAGAUUGAAGAAGAAAAUAAAAAACGUAUAACAUAUAGAGUUAUAAAAGAAACAAAAAACAAAAUUUAUUUUAUACAAAAGUUAUAUAAAAGUGGGGAUCUUAUAUCAUGCCUAUUGAAAUUGAUUCAAAACAUUAUGUACAAAAUUUACUUACAAAAGGAAAAGAUAUUCCAGUGGAUACAGAAAUUAAUACAGAUCAAAUAGAAUUACCACCUUGGUAUGAUGAAAAACUUUUCAGAAAGGGACAAAAAUAUUAUACACAUAAUAUAUUUGCUAUUUUUAUUGGUAUGUUACUUGGUCUAAUAGCAGUAUUAUCAAUACCAACAAUAUUAAAAAUUUUAAUAAGUACAAAAAAAUCAUCAAAUAAUAAAACAGCUUAUCAAAGAUAUAUGAGAACAAUAUAUCAUACAGUAUAUUGGCAUUGGUAUAUAUUUGGUAAUGGUAGCGAUAAAGAUGAUAUUAUUAAAAUAAGAAAUACAAAAAUAUUUAAAAGUUUAAUAUUUGUACGUAAAACACAUUUAAUAUCAUCAAAAUAUUGUUCAACAAUUGGUAAUGGUUUUAUAUCACAAAAGGAUAUGGCAUUAACACAAUUCGGUUUUAUGGGUUUUAUAACAUUAAAAGGAAAAUAUUUAGGUUUAAAACAUAAUGAUGAAACAUUAGCUGGUACAAUACAUUUUUGGCGUGUUAUUGGUUAUUUAUUAGGUAUUAAAGAUGAAUUUAAUAUAUGUACAAAUGAAUGGGAUACAACAAAAAUACGUUUAGAAAAUAUUAUUGAUGAAAUUUAUAAACCAUCAUUAACAAAUAUAAAUGAUGAUUUUAUGAAUAUGGUAAAACCAUUAAUUGAAGGUUUAUGGUCAUUUAAUCCAUUUUUAAGUGUUGAUGCAUUCUUAUUUAUGACAAAAAGAUUAGUUAAUUGUAAUGGUUAUGAAUAUUUUAAUUCAGAUUUUAAUAAUAGAAAAAUGUUACCAUUAGCAGUUGAUGGUGAAAAUAAUAGCAAUAAUAAUAAUAAUAAUGAAGAGAAUAUUAUUAAAAAAGAAUUAUAUAAGGAAAUGACAAUAUGGAAUAGAUUUGUAUUAUGGUUUACAUUAGUUACAUUACAAUUUAUUUAUCCAUUAAAAUUAUUUAAAUGGUAUUUUGAUUUUCAAAUAUAUUUAUCACUAUUCUUAAUUACAUAUAUACCAUUUUUAGCAUAUCAUAGAUUUGGUUUUAAAGAUAGUUAUGUUAGAAUUAAAUUGUGAUAAAAUUCUAAUGAUAUUUCUUUGAUCAUCAUCAUCUCUGUUAAACAGUGUUACGUGAAACAUUGCUUCUGCUACUACUUACUGCCUGCCAUUGGAUCUCUCUGUUUUGCAAAAUUGUACCAAUUAAAGAUGUUCAUUAUUCUUAGAUUUGCUUCAAUAUCUUCAAUCCAUCUCUUUUUUCGAUAAACUGUACUCUAUAAUUUCUAUAAACUCUGUUAUACGUUAUAAAUUUUAUUAGAAUUUUGAUUCACAAAAAAUGUUUACCCUAUUAGUCGAAUCACUCGAUGGGUUAUUAUUCAAAAAUCUUAUACUUUUUUUAAAUAAAAUCAAUUUUGAAAUUUUGAAUUCUAUACAUAAAAUAUAUUGUAUUCCAUAAUAUUCCAUCACUACAUGUAAUGUAACUAAUAUUUAAAAAAAAAAUUAAAUUAUAAAAGGUUUAAAUUGACCUGACAUUCAACGGGCAGUAUUAAUGUAGUACUUCAUUGUAUCUGUGAUCCAUAUUGUAAUAUAAUUAAAAGUGUAUACAAUGUAGCGGGAUCCAAAUUGCUAAAAAUGGGUUUAUGCAAUAAGAAAGCAAACAGUGUAGUGAAAAAAUCGAGAGUCACGGAUAUUUAAAAUAAAUAAAAUUUAAUUUUUUGUAAAAUAUUUAAUCUUCUUUAUUUUAUUAUUAUUACUAUAAUUAAAAUUGUAAACAAUAAAGUAAACAUUCCUUGUAAUAAAAAAAUAUACAUUUAAUAAAGAUUAAAAAUAUAAACAAAAUAAAAAUUUUUUUGAUAACCUUGACUUUUUUUUGCUUUAAGACUUUUUAAUUCUAAACGUGUGCUUCGAUAUAGGGGGCAACGAUCUAUUUAUAUUUUAAAACAAUUUCCCGUUUAAUACGUACGCUGCCGUUUAAAAUCAAAAUUAAGAAUGUAGUUAAUUUAGAAUUUUAGGUAAAAUUAAUCAAAAAUAAUCUUGUUUUUCUUUUGUUUACACUUAAUCAAUUGCUUAUUAGUCAUUUGAUAAGAAAUUUCAAAGUUUAUAUAUACAUAUAUGUCACACAACCAUGUUAAAAGAUUUUGUUAUAUAUGAUUGUAAAAA
This is a messenger RNA of Condylostylus longicornis, 2499 nucleotides long. RefSeq names its product rubber oxygenase-like. The record is from RefSeq and is a predicted model, not a curated record. The coding region runs from base 289 to 1419 and encodes 376 amino acids. NCBI's taxonomy places the organism in Eukaryota, Metazoa, Arthropoda, Insecta, Diptera, Dolichopodidae. The transcript has 3 exons.